This is a messenger RNA of Alexandromys fortis (reed vole), 6303 nucleotides long. It is a transcript of the gene Tmx4, whose product is annotated as thioredoxin related transmembrane protein 4. Gene Ontology annotation, molecular function: disulfide oxidoreductase activity. The record is from RefSeq and is a predicted model, not a curated record. Bases 132 to 1148 code for a protein of 338 amino acids. The transcript has 11 exons. Gene Ontology annotation, cellular component: endomembrane system. Lineage: Eukaryota; Metazoa; Chordata; Mammalia; Rodentia; Cricetidae.
CGCGGCAGGCGUGGCUGGGAGCGCGUCGCCGAGGCGGGUUGGGCUCUCAGACCUCUGGGAGGGCGCCCGCUUGGCUUGAGGUACCCGGUUCCUGCUCCCUGCCCUCAGUGAGCUACCUCACGGGCGCCACCAUGACAGGCAGCCUCUGUGUCCCCGUGCUCCUGGCCGCCUGGCUCGCGGCGGCAGCGGCCGAUGGCCUCGAGCAGGCCGCGCAGCCGGCGGCGGAGAGCCGGGUGCAGCCCAUGACCGCCUCCAACUGGACGCUGGUGAUGGAAGGCGAGUGGAUGCUGAAAUUUUAUGCCCCCUGGUGUCCAUCUUGCCAGCAGACUGAUUCUGAAUGGGAGACUUUUGCAAAGAAUGGAGAAACACUUCAGAUCAGUGUGGGAAAGGUGGACGUCAUUCAAGAACCAGGUUUGAGCGGCCGCUUCUUUGUCACCACUCUCCCAGCCUUUUUUCAUGCAAAAGAUGGGAUAUUCCGCCGUUACCGUGGCCCAGGAAUCUAUGAAGACUUACAGAAUUACAUCUUAGAGAAAAAAUGGCAAUCAGUUGAGCCUCUUACUGGCUGGAAAUCACCAGCUUCUCUAACGAUGUCUGGAAUGGCUGGUCUUUUCAGCAUCUCUGGCAAGAUUUGGCACCUUCACAACUAUUUCACAGUGACUCUUGGAAUUCCUGCAUGGUGUUCUUACGUCUUUUUCGUCAUUGCUACUUUGGUGUUUGGCCUGUUCAUGGGUCUGGUCCUGGUGGUAAUCUCAGAAUGCUUCUAUGUGCCACUUCCAAGAGUUUCAUCUGAACGCUCUGAGCAGGAUCAGAGGCCGGAGGAUGUUCAUGGAGCUGAGCAGCUGCAGGAUGCAGAAGAAGAAAAGGAUGACUCAAAUGAAGAAGAAAACAAAGACAGUCUUGUGGAUGAUGAGGAAGAGAAAGAGGACCUUGUAGAUGAGGAUGAAGUAGAGGAAUAUGAGGAAGAGGACAACCUGGCAGGCAUCAUGGAUGAGGAAAGAAGUGACGCCAAUGACCAAGAAGUACUACAGGAAGGCAGUGUGUCCCAGAAGGAACGUGAAGCUGAUGAAGCUCAUUCAGUGGAUAUGCAGGAGGUGGUGGAAGACUCACUGAGGCAGCGCAAGAGUCAGCAUGCAAACAAGGGACCAUAGAUUUCAUGAUGCCAUUUCUAAAAAUAUAGGCAAGAAAAAUAAGUCUGCUUCCCUCUGGUCUGCAGUUUAAGCCAAAUCCUUAGUUUCUAUUUAGUAUUUAAUUUUUUUUCAUGAAUGAACAGUGUUUACUCUUAAAAGAUGAUCUCUGGUCCUGUGGUCACAUGGUAGUAAGCCUCUGUGUCCUAAAGAGAGCCAGGGACAGCACUCAGCCACCAUGGUGUAAGGAUCUUUGCAGGGUUUUAGGUGAAGAACAAGUUGAUAUACUUGGGGGCCAAAAAGUCAACCAGAGGACUCCUCUCCAGUCCUCCAUAGCACCUUUAGAAACGAGGCUGCUGGCCUAAAUAAAAUGAGAGCAAAACCACAUUGGUCCUGAACACCCUGGAAGUACAGGAAAAAUCUCAAUGGUUAAGCAUUGUUUUUGUCAUGUAAGAAACAUUGGGUACUAUGCCCCCCCAAACACUCUCUUGGGGCCAGAAAUUCUAGAGACCUAGGUAUAGAUACAACUUGAGAAAGAUGCUGGUGAGUCAUCUGAGCUCUCUUGGUCUCUGUUUUAUUUUCUCCAUUUAAUUCCUGUGGCUUCUUCACUGUGGGACUGAAGAUUACCGCAUGUUUCAUAACUGCUCUGUAGUGAGAGCAGCAGAUAGCAGGAUCCAUUACUCUCAUUUGACUUAAAGCUUUAGGUAAUCAGUAACCACUGUUGAUGAGGCUUGGACUGCCAAGUAUCUCAAAAGCAUGCAAUCUUUGGAAAUUCAAAAGGUAGUAGGUGUUUUAUAGGGCCAGUACAGACAAAUAGCUGGUUUUGGUCAGCCUGUAAUACUUCCAGGAUAACUUCUUCAAGAGUUCGUUUAGCCACAUUCUUUGUUUUUCUGAACCCCAAAGUGUGCUGGCUUCAGGUCUGUGUUGUUUAGUUUCCACCUCAAGGGGUUCCUGCCUCAAGAACCACUUUAAUAAUAACUGAGAAACAUGUCUACUUUCCUUUCAGUGAUGUGCUUUUGGUGAAAAAAAUUUACGAAAGUCAAUUUCAAGAGAUGAAAGAUUUGAUUUUGGUUUUGUCUUCCUUAAUUCUCGAGAGAAUUAUAUCAUUAUCUCUAUCUACUCAGUCUGGUAUCAGUAUCAAGCAAUCCCAGCAUCUUAAAAAAAAAAAUCUCUCCAACUCCUCUCUUACCCUUUCAGGCCUUAGAAUAAAUUCAUAAAGUCAACUAGGUAUAUGAAAUAUGCCUAAAGUCAAUCUUCUAUGUAACCCUUCGAUUGAGUCAGAAUAAUGAGUCUGUCUUGUUUAAAAAAGGUUAUGCAGUUUUCUCUGUAUUAGCUGCAAACAGGAGGUUCACUGGUGAUAGGGUUCAGAAUCUGCCCCCCUCACUGCAUGAUGCUGCUACAAACCUUGCACAAAGGAAGAUUUUCUUGUGACAAUCCAUUCUUUAUAAAUGUUUUUAUUUCAUCUUUGUAACGUAGUUAACUGUUAACUCAAGGCUGAGGCCAUCAUAGAACAAAGGAAAAGGUGACCUUCCUGCCCUUCCAUGUUCCUGUCCUCUGACACAUCUUUACUCAAAAGACCUAUGGUUCUGUGGUGCCCUUUGUCUUCCUGCUAGAGCUAAGAUGUUCCUUCUCUCCUGCCAGUGGAUUUCUUCUCUUGUUACAGUAACCGAGGUCAGUCUAGUGGGAAAGGGAAGACUCCGUGUCUCUGUUCUGAGUAGUACCCCUCCUGCAAACUGAAGUACUGGAUUUUAAUGGGAUGUUUAACUAGAGGGAAGGCUUGAGAAUUAGUCUGCCUUGGCUUUUAGAAAUGUAUCAAAGCCAGUUUCCAAUUAGAUCAAACAGUACUUAAUAAUAAGUGAGAUUAUACAUUUCCUUUCUUAAAAAUACUUAAAAUAAGUAGGAAAGUAGGAGAAAAAAGUCAUAAAGAAGAAGGUCCAGUCCAGUAAAAUUAUAUUUAUCUGUAGGAAUUAUUUUUCCUAGCCUUUCCUUUUUUUAACAUCCUGGCAAAAAAUUGGAUUUCUAGUAAAUAGUCCAGUAAGUACUUACUAAUUUAAUUUCUUUCCAUUUGAAGCCUUUAGGUUUAUUUUCAAUACUUAUUUGAUAUAAAAUUAAAGGAGAAAAGUCAACUUAAAAUUAGAUCAUCAUUUAAUAUGCUUUAUUUUUGUGUACAUAAUAAAUUUAAUCCAGAAGUUAAGUGCAUGGAAAAAUGAUUUUAUAUAUAUAUAUAUAUAUAUAUAUAUAAACUAACUAUGCUUCUCCUCCACUGCCAUAUCUGCUAUUUAAUUAUAGAAUACUAUUUUCGGUAUGUUAAAAUUGGGUAAAUGAGAUAGUAACUGUGGAAUAAGGGUGUGCAGUGCUUUAUGUACAGAUAGUUAGGAUAAGGUGCCUUGUUCUUUAUUGGAAUGUCUGAAAACUAGUUACCUCUCUCUUUUUAAAUUUCUUUUACUGUUCAUUUCUUUAUUUGUGCUAUACCAUGCCAGCUUGCUUAGAAUCUCAUGGAGGCAGUGCACAGGAAAUUUCACUUUUUUGUUGUUUUUAUUGUUUUGUUUUGAAGGAUAAUCAUGGAACAGAUAAGGGGUGGCUCAUUUACUUCACAGCCAUUGAACUGCAUGGUAGUCACUACAGUCUCAUCUUGUAGUAGAAUCUGUACCUGUUAUCUAAUAACUAGUGCAAUAGAAGGGAAAGAAGCUUGAGACAGAUCAGCUUUGACAUUUGAGAAAGCCACACGUUUACUUUUUAGGUGCAAACCCGUGACUUAUAAUUAAGACAUCGUCACCUGGUUUGAGUGUGUGUAAGCUUGAAUAAGUAUAUCUUGUAACAUCUUUUGGGGAGGUAAUUAAAAUGCUAGUUAAAGGCAUAUCUACUGUGUGACAUUUUGCAAGAUGGGAAACAAUAGAGUCUAAAGGAAAAUUUUAAAGGAUUAAAAAGGGUGAAUGUUCUUUCAGCAUAAAAUCCUAAGCCUCAAGUGAGAGAAAGAAGGGGAGAUGAGUACUUUUGCUGGUGUUUGCAGGUUUUCUGUGUUCUUCCUUUUAUUUUCCUGCUGUUAUUUCUGCCAGUAUUGUAUUUGUGCAAUUGACUAGCUGUCAGAUCUGUCAACUGUUUGGAAAGUAUUUGUGUAAAUAUUUGUGCCAACAGAGACUCUCGCAGUAUUGUGUCUCAUUACCUCAUUCUUGGAUUUGAUCCUCUUGAGAUUGUAGCUUAUCUGAUAGAAGCCAAGGUUGAGUCUGAUGAAACCUGCUGGAUUAGUUCUUUGAGCAGCUACUCAAAGCAGAGAUUCAACUUAGAGAAACCUUGGCCACCUUCAGCCUAGCACAUGGACCUUACAGGCAUAUUCUCUAGAGUUGUGUGUAGACUGUGGUUCUGUUUACAUGUGGCUGUGACUUGUUUCUAAUGUGGUUGAAUUUUGUUUCUAGACCGCUUUGUAUAAGUGCAAUUUUUAUACUAAAACUGUUCAUUUGUAAGUCUGUACAUUAUAAAAUGUCUAUGUUUAUUCUUUGUAUUAAUUUUGAUUAUUUAUCCCACUGUAUUUAUUUUACUUUAUCUAUGUAUUCUGUGCUCUCUCAAAUAGAUGUGUAGCAACUGAAAUAAGGAAUCAGUGUAUUGUUUCAAGUACUGCAUUGCCUGCAUUACAAAGUCUCUGAUCAGGGGAUUGUACAUAACCUUGAGCCUACAUACUGCCAUUUUUAUUGUGUCAAAAUUUAAUUAAUGGUAGUGAUGACCAAUGAAACAGAAUGGUGUAUUGCUUUUUCAUAAAUAUUUUCACACAAAAGUAUUUGUGGAGGCAGUUGAAAAUAUUACUUUGUUAAGAAAAUAAUUUUCUUCUGUGUUUAUUCUCUGACUUCAUUUUCCACCUCUUUUACCUGAACUUGGUGAAAUCUCUGCCAUGUGCUCAAGGUUAAUGCCAAAGAUAUGAGGGCUUCUCGACACAUCACAGUCUUUGUAAUGUCUGGAAAGUCUCAGGGUACUUGCCAUGGCCAGGGCUGGCAUUUAGUAAGUGACUGCUGUUUUUCCAAGAUGCUGGCCUUCCUGGUCUCCUAGGAUUUAUAGAAGACUCUUCUUUCAACUUACCUGUUCCCAGCACUGCAGCAAUCAGAAGUACAGAGGCGUAAAGGACUUUCCAAGUGCUGAUUUUGAAACAGUGGAAAGCAACGUUAUUCCACACCAGCCACUGAGCAGCCUCUUGCUCCUGGCUCCUGGUACCACCCCAUUCCAGAGAUACAAACCUUCAGCAAAUGACCCACAUUCCAUGGGUCUCUCUUCACUAUGGGGAUAACAGGUGUUAUCAUGGAGCCAUUCUUUUCAUCUACGAGUUGCUUUAUCGAGAGUGGAAAUGGAUGUACCCUCACUCUGUCUUCUGCUCCUCUUGGUCACCAACAUUGUGGGGAUUUUACAUGACAAUUCACUAGGCUCUGGGUGUCUUACACAUGGAGUCCUAGUAACACAUUUUUCUCACUGGAUACUGUACUGUCUACCAAAUCUAUUUUGAGGUUCUGUACCCAGUGUAAGAUGCUUUGAUUUUAUCCUAUAUGCCAUUCACUCAGUGGAGCUUUGUAAAACACAAGCUAAGGCAGUUGUCCAAAGAAUCUGGCUAUAUGAAGGUUAUUAUUGGAUGGUAAUCCUCAUGGCAGUGUAGAAAAUGACUGAAACUAGGCAAAGAACUACUCAAAAGGAUUUACAUGAGUCAAGAACAACAAUGACCUUCUAGAAGCCAGGGAAGCUCAUCUACUUUCUUGCUUGUUAGAGAUUCAUAUUUAUGUAAUUGGAAUUAUUUAGUGGCAUUUUAUUUGUAUUUUAAUAAAUGAAGAUUACCUAAAAACCAGAAAAGUAAAACAACCACACUGGCCAGCCUUACUGACCAGGCAGCAAUGACACACACCUUUAAUCUCAGUAGCUACAAUGACACACAUUUUUAAUCCCACUAGCCACACUAGCUUGCCAUAGAAACCAGGUGGUAGUGGUAUGAGCCAUUAAUCCCAGGACUACCGAAGAUUAUAAAAUGGGAGGAGAUGACUCUCAGUCACAGUCUCACUCUGAGAUUCCUGGAGGCAGGACAUUUUUGGACUGAAGUCAAGCAGGUGCAUUGUACAAGUGUAGCAGGAAAAUGAGAAUGAAGUUCACUGUGGGCGCCAAAAUAAAGAGCAAAAAUAUAAAUUGUUGGAAGACCUAGCUGGAGGUAGAC